Metarhizium acridum CQMa 102 is the source of this 1371-nucleotide messenger RNA. The record is from RefSeq and is a predicted model, not a curated record. NCBI's taxonomy places the organism in Eukaryota, Fungi, Ascomycota, Sordariomycetes, Hypocreales, Clavicipitaceae.
AUGGGUCAAACGCUCUCGGAGCCCGUCGUCGAAAAGACUUCCGACAAGGGCGAGGAUGACAGACUCGUCUACGGUGUCUCCGCUAUGCAGGGCUGGCGUAUCAGCAUGGAGGACUCACAUACCACCGUGCUGGAUCUCGCCGCCGGCACCGACCUCGACCCCAAGAUUCACUAUCCCAAACUCUCCUUUUUCGGCGUUUUCGAUGGUCACGGCGGUAGUACGGUGGCGUUAUUUGCGGGCGAAAAUAUUCAUAACAUUAUUCUCAAGCAGGAUACUUUUAAGGCUGGCGAUUAUGCGCAGGGACUGAAGGACGGUUUCCUCGCCACCGACCGAGCCAUCCUCAACGACCCCAAAUACGAAGAUGAAGUCUCUGGCUGUACUGCUUGCGUCAGUUUGAUCGCAGGCAACAAGCUCUACGUUGCUAACGCUGGUGAUUCACGAGGUGUAUUGGGUAUCAAAGGCCGGGCAAAGCCCAUGUCUCAGGACCACAAGCCUCAACUUGAGAACGAAAAGAACCGAAUUACAGCCGCCGGUGGCUUCGUCGACUUUGGGCGUGUCAACGGCAACUUGGCUUUGUCACGCGCCAUUGGUGACUUUGAAUUCAAGAAGAGCGCUGAGCUGCCCCCGGAGCAGCAAAUUGUUACCGCAUUCCCCGACGUCGAAGAACACGAGCUCACUGACGAAGACGAAUUCUUGGUCCUUGCCUGCGAUGGUAUCUGGGAUUGCCAAUCUUCACAGGCUGUUGUCGAGUUUGUCAGACGUGGCAUCGCCGCGAAGCAGGAUCUGGACAAGAUCUGCGAGAACAUGAUGGACAACUGUCUGGCUUCAAACUCGGAAACGGGCGGCGUCGGCUGCGACAACAUGACCAUGUCCAUUAUCGGUUUCCUCAAUGGUAGGACCAAGGAGCAAUGGUACGAGGAGAUCGCCAAGCGUGUCGCAAACGGAGACGGCCCUUGCGCCCCUCCGGAAUAUGCCGAGUUCCGUGGUCCUGGAGUCCACCACAACUACGAAGAUAGUGACAGUGGCUAUGAGAUGGAUGCAGAGAACAAGGGCAAAAGCUUCGGCGUUGGUGGGUACCGAGGCCGAAUUAUUUUUCUCGGCGAUGGCACAGAGGUUCUCACCGAUUCAGAUGAUACCGAAUUAUUCGAUAACGCCGACGAAGACAAAGACCUCGAGAGUCAAGUGUCUAAGAAUAGCUCGACGUCAAAAGAGAAAGAAAACGCCGCAGCCGCCGAAUCGAAACAAGAACCAGAAACCCAGUCAAAGGCUGGUAAAGAAAUCGUCAAGUCUUCAGCGGCUGUAUCCGAGCAGCAGGACGAGAAGAAGGAAGCCAAGCCCAAAUCGACCUCCGACGAGAGUAAGAAGAAAUAG